This is a messenger RNA of Rhododendron vialii, 1706 nucleotides long. Its product is annotated as tubulin beta chain. Gene Ontology annotation, cellular component: cytoplasm; microtubule. Gene Ontology annotation, molecular function: GTPase activity; structural constituent of cytoskeleton; GTP binding. Gene Ontology annotation, biological process: microtubule cytoskeleton organization; mitotic cell cycle. Lineage: Eukaryota; Viridiplantae; Streptophyta; Magnoliopsida; Ericales; Ericaceae. The record is from RefSeq and is a predicted model, not a curated record. Bases 101 to 1444 code for a protein of 447 amino acids. The transcript is spliced from 3 exons.
CCCCUCCAUUUCCCUCCCUCCCUCUCUCUCUCUCUCUCUCUCUCCCCCUCCUCCUUCUCUCUCAUCAAUCCCCCGCCCCAAAAAAAAAAGAGAGUAAAAAAUGAGAGAAAUCCUCCACAUCCAAGGCGGCCAAUGCGGCAACCAGAUCGGCGCCAAGUUCUGGGAGGUGAUCUGCGACGAGCACGGCAUCGACCACACCGGAAAGUACGCCGGCGACGCCGACCUCCAGCUCGAGCGCAUCAACGUCUACUACAACGAGGCCAGCGGCGGCCGCUACGUCCCGCGCGCCGUCCUCAUGGACCUUGAGCCCGGGACCAUGGACUCCGUCCGAUCCGGCCCGUUCGGCCAGAUCUUCCGGCCGGAUAAUUUCGUGUUCGGCCAGUCCGGGGCGGGGAACAACUGGGCCAAGGGGCAUUACACGGAGGGCGCCGAGCUGAUCGAUUCGGUUCUUGAUGUCGUGAGGAAGGAGGCUGAGAAUUGUGACUGCUUGCAGGGAUUUCAAGUUUGUCAUUCAUUGGGUGGAGGCACAGGAUCUGGUAUGGGCACCCUUCUCAUUUCCAAGAUCAGGGAGGAGUAUCCGGAUAGAAUGAUGUUGACAUUUUCAGUCUUUCCUUCUCCUAAAGUAUCUGACACUGUUGUUGAGCCAUACAAUGCCACCCUUUCUGUUCAUCAACUUGUUGAGAAUGCCGAUGAAUGUAUGGUUUUGGACAAUGAAGCUCUCUAUGACAUCUGCUUCCGUACUUUGAAGCUUGCAACACCCACUUUUGGUGAUCUCAACCACUUAAUCUCUGCCACGAUGAGUGGUGUCACAUGCUGUCUUCGUUUCCCCGGGCAACUAAACUCUGACCUUCGGAAACUGGCGGUUAACCUAAUCCCAUUCCCUCGUCUCCACUUCUUCAUGGUCGGAUUCGCACCGUUAACCUCAAGAGGGUCCCAGCAGUACCGGGCCCUCACGGUCCCUGAGCUGACUCAGCAGAUGUGGGAUGCCAAGAACAUGAUGUGCGCGGCUGACCCUCGCCAUGGACGGUACUUAACUGCCUCCGCCAUGUUCCGCGGCAAAAUGAGCACCAAAGAAGUUGAUGAGCAGAUGAUAAAUGUCCAAAACAAGAACUCUUCCUACUUUGUGGAGUGGAUUCCUAAUAAUGUGAAGUCAAGCGUUUGCGAUAUUCCCCCAAAGGGUCUAAAAAUGGCGUCCACCUUUAUUGGAAACUCAACGUCAAUUCAGGAGAUGUUCCGGCGGGUGAGCGAGCAGUUUACGGCGAUGUUCAGGCGGAAGGCUUUCUUGCAUUGGUACACGGGGGAGGGAAUGGAUGAGAUGGAGUUUACUGAGGCUGAGAGCAAUAUGAACGAUCUCGUGGCCGAGUACCAGCAAUAUCAGGAUGCGACUGCUGAUGAGGAAGAGUACGAGGAGGAAGAAGAAGAGGAGGAGGCAGCCGCCGCUUGAGGUAUUAUUAGUAUCUGUAAUUUCUCUUUAAGUUUGUUUUGAAGCUUGAAUUCGGUUGUCUUGCUUUGGGGGGUGUGAUUUGUGUGGAUGCCAUGUGAAGGAGGUGUUACAUAGGGAUUGAGAAUAGUUGGUGGUAUGGGUGUGUAUAUUCAUGGUCUUUUGUUUCUGAGAUGGGUUUGUAAUUGUGCUUUAUCAUUUGAACUUGAACCAUAAAUGAUUGGAAUGAAUUAGAUGUGUGAUGAUGGGUGGCUUUUGUGCUGUA